Molecule: messenger RNA, 2139 nt
Organism: Cavia porcellus (domestic guinea pig)
Lineage: Eukaryota; Metazoa; Chordata; Mammalia; Rodentia; Caviidae
Product: probable E3 ubiquitin-protein ligase DTX2
Biological process (GO): Notch signaling pathway; protein ubiquitination
Cellular component (GO): nucleoplasm
Molecular function (GO): ubiquitin protein ligase activity; zinc ion binding
Source: RefSeq, a predicted model, not a curated record
CUAGGCCGAGUGUGGUGUGAAGGCAUCUGGGAAAGCGGAAGGAGUCCUGGGGAAGAUGGCCAUGGCUCCAGGCCCUUCCCUGGCUCAGGUGUACCCCAGCCCUGUGGUAGUGGCUGUGUUGGAAUGGCAGGAUGGGCUGGGUACCUGGCAUCCCUACAGUGCCACUGUGUGCAGCUACAUUGAGCAGCAGUUUGUCCAGCAGAAGGGUCAGCGCUUUGGGGUGGGCAGCCUGGCACACAGCAUCCCCUUAGGCCAGGCUGACCCCUCACUGGCCCCGUACAUCAUCGACCUCCCCAGCUGGACCCAGUUCCGCCAGGAUACCGGCACCAUGCGGGCUGUGCGUAAACACCUGUUCUCCCAGCAUUCGGCCCCAGGCCAGGGUAUCAUCUGGGAGUGGCUGGGCGAUGAUGGCUCCUGGACGGCCUACGAAGCCAAUGUCUGUGAUUAUCUGGAGCAGCACAUGGCCAGGGGCAUCCAGCUUGUGGACUUGGCUCCCCUGGGGUACAACUACACCGUCAAUGCCACCCACACGCAAACCAACAAAACUUCCAGUUUCUGCCGGAGUGUGCGGCGCCAAGUAGGCCCAAAUUAUCCAGUGACCACCGUCAUUGCUCCACCAGGCCACACAGGAGUCGCCUGCUCUUGCCAACAGUGCCUGCAUGGCAGUGGAACUGGCCCUGUGUCAGGCCGCUACCGCCAUUCCAUGACCAACCUCCCUGCAUAGCCCACACCCCAGGCCUCCCACAGGACCACCGUUGUCUUUGGGGCCCACCAGGGCUUCGCCCCAUACAACAAACCUUCACUCUCUGGGGCCAGAUCUGCACCGAGGCUCAACACCACCAACCCCUGGGCUGGGGCCCCUCCGGCCCUGGGGAACCAGCCCCUCUUCCACUCCAGCCUGUCCCAUGUGGGACCACAACUCCUGCCCCCUGGACCGUCCACUUCCAGCGGAGCCAGUGCCUCCCUCCCCAGCGGUCCCUCCAGCAGCCUUGGAAGUGUCCCCACCACUGUGCCCGUGCAGAUGCCAAAGCCUAGCAGGGUCCAGCAAGCACUUGCAGGGGGCCCUCCAAAACCAGAGCCAGAACAGGUGAUCAGAAACUACACCGAGGAGCUGAAGACCCCUCUGGAUGAGGACUGCAUGAUCUGUAUGAAGAAGCUGUCUGUGGUUUCCGGGUACAGUGACAUGACUGACAGCAAGACCCUUGGGCCUAUGGCCGUGGGCCGCCUCACCAAGUGCAGCCAUGCCUUUCACCUGCUGUGCCUGCUGGCCAUGUACUGCAACGGGAACAAGGAUGGCAGUCUGCAGUGUCCCUCCUGCAAAACCAUCUACGGGGAGAAGACUGGCAGCCAGCCCCAGGGGAAGAUGGAGGUGUUCAGGUUCCAGGUGUCACUCUCCGGCCACAAGGACUGCGGGACAAUACUCAUAGUUUACAGCAUUGCCCACGGCAUCCAGGGCCCUGAACACCCCAACCCUGGGAAGCCAUUUACCGCCAGAGGGUUCCCCCGCCAGUGCUACCUCCCAGACAAUGCCCAGGGCCGAAAGGUCCUGGAGCUCCUGAAGGUGGCCUGGAAGAGGCGACUCAUCUUCACAAUCGGGACGUCCAACACCACAGGCGAGACAGACACCGUAGUGUGGAACGAGAUUCACCACAAAACGGAGAUGGACCGCAACGUGACUGGCCACGGCUAACCUGACCCCAACUACCUGCAGAAUGUGCUGGCUGAGCUGGCCACACAGAGAGUGACCGAGGACUGCCUGGAGCAGCAGUGACCCACAGUGCCACUCGGUGUGCCUUUGCUGGCCACCCUGGCCCCUAGGCUGCCCUGAGAGGCUGGAACACAAGUCGAGGGCAGCUCUCAAAGCCAGCUGUGCCCACCUCUCCUGCUCCCCUCAGGCAGGGAUCUGCAUGGGAGCUGGGCAGCCCUGGGAGGAGGACUUGGGGGGCUUACGAUGCAGCUACCUCAUCAGGGAUGGCCGUGUCCUCGAGGCUGCUCUGGGCCCCAGCACCAGGCCUGGCAGGAGAGGAGCUGGUCCUCCUCAGCCAGGCAGGCACAGGUCCUGGGUCCGCUUCUUAUACCUCACAUUUUAUUUGCAAUAAAGGCGCGAUAGCCAAAAAAAAAAAAAAAAAAAAAAGGAAA